This is a messenger RNA of Hipposideros armiger (great roundleaf bat), 1161 nucleotides long. Its product is annotated as 60S ribosomal protein L7-like 1. The record is from RefSeq and is a predicted model, not a curated record. Bases 6 to 749 code for a protein of 247 amino acids. Gene Ontology annotation, biological process: maturation of LSU-rRNA from tricistronic rRNA transcript (SSU-rRNA, 5.8S rRNA, LSU-rRNA). Gene Ontology annotation, molecular function: RNA binding; structural constituent of ribosome. Gene Ontology annotation, cellular component: cytosolic large ribosomal subunit. Lineage: Eukaryota; Metazoa; Chordata; Mammalia; Chiroptera; Hipposideridae. The transcript has 2 exons.
GAAAGAUGGCGGAGGAAGAGCAAAGAAGAAAGAUCCCUUUGGUUCCAGAAAAUCUCCUGAAAAAGAGGAAGGCUUAUCAGGCCCUCAAAGCCACCCAGGCAAAGCAGGCACUUUUGCAACGGAAGGAGCAGAGGAAAGGAAAAGAGAUCAGGUUUAAGCGACUGGAAUGGUUCCUACACGAUGCCUGGCGGCAAAAACGUGACAAGGUACGCCUCACACGACUAGAAGUGAAACCUCAUGGUUUGGAAGUGCCAGAUGAACAUUCCUUGGCCUUUGUUGUACGUAUCCAAAGGAUUAAUGGGGUGAGUUUAAUGGUGCAGAAGACCAUUGCAAGGCUUCGUCUGCAGAAGAUUUUCAGUGGUGUUUUUUUCAAAGUGACCCCCAAAACCAUGAAAACACUGCGUGUAGUGGAACCUUAUGUGACCUGGGGAUUUCCAAACCUGAAGUCUGUCCGAGAACUCAUCUUGAAACGUGGACAAGCCAAAGUCAAGAAUAAAAUUAUCCCUUUGACAGACAACACAGUGAUUGAGGAACAUCUGGGGAAGUUUGGUGUCAUUUGCUUGGAAGACCUCAUUCAUGAAAUUGCCUUCCCGGGGAAGAAUUUCCAGGCGAUCUCAAGGUUCUUGUGCCCUUUCCAUCUCUCAGUUGCCCGUCACGCUACCAAGAAUAGAGUGGGCUUCCUCAAGGAAGUGGGCUCACCUGGCUAUCGAGGUGAACGCAUCAAUCAGCUCAUCCGGCAGCUGAACUAAACCCAGCACAAUGCAUUGGAAGCACGUGUUUGUUUUUGGGAAUUAUUAUCCAGUAUCUUCAAAGAAGAUUAUUUUCUGCUGUAUCUUCAGAAACUGGAGAGGAUGAAGAUUUAGAGAAAAGAUGAUAUUCCUGGCAGGCACUUCUCAUCACAGCCCAGUUCCAAAGGAAAAGUCCCGGUGUUUUCCACAUUGGCUGCUGUGGUCAUCUCUUAAAUCAGCAAAGGACUCAUGCCAUAGAGGAGGGGGCCUGUUCAUCACAUCUUCUGUCCAGGGGUUUGAUGUUUGUGGAUGAAUACCCAAGCAUGAAUAUAAGACGGCAGUGAACCAAGCCCAGGGGCAUACUUGAAGCUGGGGGUACCUAAGGCCUUGUUUUGUAAAGAACUUAAAAUACAGUUAAAUGAGCACACACACA